Archocentrus centrarchus (flier cichlid) is the source of this 687-nucleotide messenger RNA. RefSeq names its product chromosome 1 C17orf67 homolog (gene c1h17orf67). The record is from RefSeq and is a predicted model, not a curated record. NCBI's taxonomy places the organism in Eukaryota, Metazoa, Chordata, Actinopteri, Cichliformes, Cichlidae. The transcript has 5 exons. The coding region runs from base 148 to 420 and encodes 90 amino acids.
GCUUGCUCUCAGGGCACAGCGCUGGGUUGUGGCUGAAGUGAAGGAGGAAGCCCAGGAGGAGGAGAAUCUCCCCUUUUCACCUCCUCUGGACUCUGGUCAGGACCUCAGAGUUGAGCGGGCUCAGGCAGGAAACAGGUGAAGAAGAAGAUGAAGAAGCUGCAGGUGUUUUUGCUCUGCGUGGUCCUGCUGACCGUUUACACAGAUGCAAACCCCAUCAUUAAGGAGAGCGUGGCUAAGCAGCUGCUCCGCACUAAGAGGCAGGACCGGCCAAUGAAGCCCGGCUAUCCCGAUGAGCCACUGAGGGAGCAUCUGCUCCACAUGCAGGCUCUGGAUCUGAGGGCCCGGGAGACCAACUUGGAGCACUGGCUGAACCCUCACUGCUACCCACGCUGCGACAGGAACUACGGACACCCAGUGUGAAGGUGGCAAAGGAAACAGCCAGGUGACUGACUGACGGACCACAAACUCAACAAUCUGAAGCCUGAAAUUCACUGAACAAUAAAAAGCUAGAGUCUCUUUUCUCAUUGUCUUGCAAUCUAGUGACAAAAACAUGCAUGACGUGUGUUAUCUUAAUAGUGAAGACUUUGUAAUUUGCUGCUUUUUCAGCUGUAUGUUCUUUUUCUUCUGUAGUUGCCACAGACUGAAAUGAGUUCGUGAAUAACACAAAUAAAAUAAAUGAAUCAUAAG